UCAUAGAAAACCCUGUGCUAAGAGAAGCACACAGAAAACGUGAUGUCCUACACAUCCAAACUUCCCGCGUCCUGGAAUGAUACGCCUCCCCCUCGGAAGGUGGAAAUUGACCUGAGUUCACCUGGAUUGGCGGUGUUUGAGUUGGAAAGACUCUUGUUUACAGGUAAAGCAAUCAUCAGCCAUGCAGACGAAGUGUGGCCAAGGCUGUAUAUCGGUGACCAGAACAGUGCAGAGAACCGGGCCAAUCUCACCAAGCAUCGAGUCACACACAUCCUGAAUGCAGCUCACAGCAAACGGGGGGUGCAGCCAGAAAUCUACGAGUGCAUGGAGAUCACAUACAUGGGCAUAGAGGUUCAUGACUCCUGUGGCUUUGACAUGAGCGUCAACUUCAGGGCAGCAGCAGACUUCAUCCACAGGGCUCUCCGCAGAGGAGGCAAAGUGUUGGUGCACUGCCAUGUAGGAGUGAGCCGCUCUGCCACCCUGGUCCUGGCUUACCUGAUGCUGAAGCACAACCUGGGCCUCGUGGAGGCCAUUUGUGCGGUGAAACAAAACCGGGGGGUCAUCCCUAAUCGAGGUUUCCUCCGACAGCUCAUCAGACUGGACGGCCAGCUCUUUGGCAAACACUGAACGCUGCUGGGUAGCAUGUUGAGCAGAUCCAGAACAUGAGGGAAAUAACAUGGUAAAGAAAGCUCAAGUGUGCCGCGUAUUAUUCUAUUUUGAGAUACAUUUAAAAGCACUUCUAGUA
This is a messenger RNA of Notothenia coriiceps (black rockcod), 745 nucleotides long. Its product is annotated as dual specificity protein phosphatase 26-like. The transcript has 3 exons. Gene Ontology annotation, cellular component: cytoplasm. Gene Ontology annotation, molecular function: MAP kinase phosphatase activity; protein tyrosine/serine/threonine phosphatase activity. Gene Ontology annotation, biological process: protein dephosphorylation; negative regulation of MAPK cascade. Lineage: Eukaryota; Metazoa; Chordata; Actinopteri; Perciformes; Nototheniidae. The coding region runs from base 43 to 627 and encodes 194 amino acids. The record is from RefSeq and is a predicted model, not a curated record.